This is a messenger RNA of Mastomys coucha (southern multimammate mouse), 3432 nucleotides long. Its product is annotated as zinc finger protein 883-like. The coding region runs from base 49 to 1968 and encodes 639 amino acids. The record is from RefSeq and is a predicted model, not a curated record. Lineage: Eukaryota; Metazoa; Chordata; Mammalia; Rodentia; Muridae. The transcript is spliced from 3 exons.
GAGUGGGAAUGCCUGGACUCCGCUCAGCGGACUUUGUAUAAAGAUGUCAUGUUGGAGAUCUACAGCAUCCUGGUCUCUGUGGUCCUGUUUUGCUUUCAUAACAAGGAACUGUUCAAAAUACAGAACAAACAAGCAUCUGUCCAGAGAGAAGGACCAGGACGAUUUGGAAGUAACAGUCUGAGAAAUUUACACGUAAAUCUACCUGAUGACAGGGACUGCAAUGUAGAUCAACAUAAGACUCUGUAUGUGAAUCCAGUAGGACGUGGAAGACGUCAUCGGAUGGGUAUUUCUGAAUACCGCCAAGGAUGUCAUGAAGAUAAUAAAGGCCUUACUACAGACUUUGCCCUGCAUAAUAACCACAACAAUCAGUUUACAGAGAUUGCUUAUCAAGGUAAUGACUCCUGGAAUACCUAUAAACAAAAUGUAGCUGGUAGUGAUGGUCAGAUAAAUAAUUGUUUUCUGGAGAAUUGUUUUAAUAAUGAUAGAUGUAGGGAUGUCUCUGAUCAGUGCACACAACCACCUUUGUACAAGCAGGACUAUAGCCAAGAGAAGCUGUCUACAAGCCAUCAGCAGGAUAAAGUUUUAAAUGAGUCCUCAAUUUGUAGUCAUCGUACUGAAAUUAAGGCUAAAGGAAAAUUUAACAGACAGAAAUAUGAUAAGUACAGCAAUAUUUCUAUUGACUCAUCUGGCAUUGAUAGGGAUAAGAUAAAUGAUAUUCAAAGAAAACCAUGCCUGUUUAUGGAAAGUGAUAAACCCUUCAAUAUCUAUUUAAAUAUGACUCAAAAUGAUUCAAGCCACACUAGAGAGAAACUUCAGAAAUAUGAAGUAUAUAGACUGGAGUUUACCCCUCCAAAAUUUGUUGGGCAUCCAAGAUCAUUUGUUCAACAAAAAUAUAGGAAAUCUAGGAAAUGCUCCACAAGUUCCUCAGGCCUCACUAGACUUAAGAUGCUUCCAACUGGAGAGGCAUCAUGCAAAUUUACAGAAUGUGGAAAGUCCUUUGCUCAGUUCUCAGGCCUCAGAGAGAAUUAUAUAAUCCAUACUGGAGAAAAACCUUAUAAAUGUAAAAUAUGUAAAAGGUCUUUUACCACAGGUUCAUAUCUGCAAGCUCAUCAAAGAAUCCACACUGGCGAGAAACCAUACAAAUGCAAAGAAUGUGGCAAGUCCUUUACUCAUGGCUAUUCUCUUCAAAUUCAUCACAGGUUUCAUACUGGAGAGAAACCUUACAAAUGUACAGAUUGUGGCAGGUCUUUUGCCGAGGGGUCAUCUCUUAAAUACCACCACAGAAUGCAUACUGGAGAGAAACCCUACAGAUGUAACGAGUGUGGAAAGUCCUUUGCCAGACGAUCAAAUUUUGAAGCUCAUAGCAGAAUUCAUACUGGAGAUAGACCUUACAAAUGUACAGAUUGUGAAAAGUCCUUUACCAGGAACUCCUGUCUUCGAAAACAUCACAAAAUCCAUACUGGAGAGAAAGCUUACAAAUGUGAAGAAUGUGGAAAGGCUUUUACCCAGGGUUCAACUCUUAAAACCCACUACAGAAUUCAUACUGGAGAGAAACCUUACAAAUGUAAUGAAUGUGGCAAGUCUUUUGCUGAGGCCUCAACUCUUAAAACCCACCACAAAAUCCAUACUGGAGAGAAACCUUACAAAUGUAAAGAAUGUGGCAAGUCUUUUGCUGAGGCCUCAACUCUUAAAACCCACCACAGAAUCCAUACAGGAGAAAAACCUUACAAAUGUAAGGAAUGUGGCAAGUCUUUUACCAUGGCCUCAGGUCUUCAAAUUCAUCACAGAAUUCACACUGGAGAGAAACCUUACAAAUGCACAGAUUGUGGCAAGUCCUUUACCCAGCACUCACAUCUUCAAAGCCACUGCAGAAUCCAUACAGGAGAGAAACCUUACAAAUGCAAAGAAUGUGGCAAAUCUUUCGCUGAGGGCUCAUCUCUCCAAAAACAUCAUAGAAUCCACUCAUGAGAGAAUCUUUACAGAUGUAAAGAAUGUUCAAAAUUCAUUACUUGGUUCUCAAAUCUUAUAGAUCAUCCUGCAAUCCAUACUGGAAACAAAGUUUACAAAUGUAAAGAAUGUUUGAAAUCCAUUACCAAAAGCUGCAAAUUUAGAAUACAUUAUAAAAUUUAAGCAUGAGACAAAAGCAAGGGUAAUUACUGAUACACUGUUCACUCAAGAAAUAUUUUUUUUUAAAUAUGAAGAAUGGAUGGAAGUCUUUAACCACUCACAGUUCAACUCUUCAAUAUCAGAGUCACACCAGUAUAGUUAGCCCUAUACUGGUAUUGAAUUUGGAAACAUUUUCCAUUGUGGUGGUUUGAAUAUGCUUGGCCGAGGGAGUGACACUAUUAGGAGGUGUGGCCUUGUUCGAAUAGGUGUGGCCUUGCUGGUAGAAGUGCAUCACUGUAGUAGGAUUUGAGACCCUCCUACUAGUCAUGUGGGAGCCAGUCUUCUACUGUUUGCCUUCUGAACAAAAUGUAGAACUCUCGGGUCCUUCUGUGCCAUGCCUACCUGGAUGCUGCCAUGCUUUCUCCUUUGAUGAUUAUUCUUUGAACCUCUGAACCAAUAAGCCAGCUUUAAUUAAAUGUUGUCCUUUUUAGAGUUGCCUUGAUCAUGGUAUUUCUUCACAGCAGUUGAAACCCUAAGACACCCAAAAAGGCAUCUCCUAUUCACUCUGUUGGUUUUGACUGAAAAAGCAUGCACAGACAUCUAGGGAGUGACAUUAUUAGAUGGUGUGUCCUUGCUGGAGUAGGUGUGGUUUUGUUGAAAGAAGUAUGUCAUUGGGUUGGGCCUUGAGGUUUCAGAUGCUCAACCGAGGCCAACUGUCACUCUUUCUUCCUGCUGCCUGCUGAUCCAAAUGUGGAAAUCUCAGCUACCUGUCCAGCACCAUGUCUACCUGCAUGCCUCUGUGCUUGCCACCAUGAAGACAAUUUACAAAACCUCUGAACCUGUAAGUCAGCCUAAAUAAAAUAUUUUCCUUUAUAGGAGUUACUGUAGUUAUGAUGUCUCUCCGUAACAAAAGAAACCCUAAAUUAUAUAUUCACUAAGCAAUUUCUAUGAAAAUAAACUACAUAUGUACUAAUGUUUCAUACGGAAUUAUUGUGAAAUCAACUACGAGUAAUGGUAUAGAAUUCAUGUUACAUUUGACUAAGCUGGUAAUAAUUUAAAACAUAUGAACUUAUACCUGAGUAAGAUUUCUCAUAACCAACCAAAGUCAAAACUGUUGCGUAGUAUUUGUAUAUUUCAGUGGAACAUGAUAUUUUUAUUUAUAUGAUGAAAAGAUUACUCUUGAUACUAUUUGAGCUUUAAGUAUAUGUUACAGAUUGUUUAUAAGGUUAAAUUACCUUCUCUUUCUCAACUACAAAUAAAGAAAAAAGGAGCUUAUGUUCAUUUACUGCUGUCUUGGAAUAAUAAAUGCCUAUUUUAUACUGGAAA